Molecule: messenger RNA, 984 nt
Organism: Rotaria sp. Silwood2
Lineage: Eukaryota; Metazoa; Rotifera; Eurotatoria; Philodinida; Philodinidae
Source: the annotation of a GenBank genome assembly
AUGCAAUUUGGAAUAAUUUCUUUAAUGCUGUUAUUAAUUGGACCUAGUGAAGGAUUCUUCAAUGGUGAUCUAUCAACAGUGAGGAACAAAACAUUAAAUCGUCUUAAUUUAACAUGCCGCUAUGAUGAUAGUUUACUAACUAAUUCUGAAUAUUGUGUUUAUCAAUCUUUUUCUAAUGGUUCAUCGUUAAAAACAUUAUAUGACUUCAUGAGAGUGACAAAUACAUACAAAAUUACAACUGAAAGAUGUACAGGAUUUUCAAAUACAGUUGAUAUUGGCUUUGGACUUUGUUUACCUCUGCAAUUUGAAUUAUUUGAUAUAUCAAUACUUUGUAUUUGUGCAACAAAUAUGUGCAAUAUGAAUUUUACUUCAUGUCAAUCAUCAGUAACUAAUCAAUUGCAAAUAAACUCUGCACCUUCUGUACUUUCUUCGAUGGUUCCUGAACUGAAUACACAAAUAUCUUGUUAUGAUUCAGCAGAUUCAUAUAAAACAAGUUUCUAUUGUGCAAAUUUUGCUUCUCCUUAUAUUGAUAUUCAAAAAUGUAAUGACUAUACUAUGAAAAACACGUUAGUAUGCAUGUAUCAAACAUCCAGCGAAGGUGAAUUUUUUCUUGCAGUCACUGUAGAUAUUUACAAGUAUUAUCUAUCAGGAGCACUCUAUAGAGUAUAUCAAUUUAACCAGGAAUCAAGUACAACAUUAGCAUAUAAUGAAACAUCAUCUUCUUUCUAUAUCAAUUAUAUUUUACGUUAUCUAGAUGGUAAUAAAACUGUAUCAUUGAAUAUUCAGAGAUGUUUUUGUACUCAAAGCUAUUGUAAUUACAAUUUAACAACUUGUCUUAGUGCGAACGGAACAACAACACCAAUAUCAAUGGGAAAUAGUGUGAGAAGUAAGUUAUUAAAUAAUUAUAGUUUUCAUAUGAAUAGUUUUUUUUCCAGAAAAUCCAAACAAUAUCAUUGUUUUCCUUUGGUCUUAUCUUAUCAUUAA